GAUUGGCCGCGCGGGGCGGGGGGCGGGGCCUGGCCCGAGAGCGGCGCGUGCGCGGAGCGACGGGAAGAUGGUGCUGAUCAAGGAGUUCCGAGUGGUUUUACCUUGCUCAGUGCAAGAGUAUCAAGUUGGGCAACUUUAUUCUGUGGCAGAAGCUAGCAAAAAUGAAACAGGAGGAGGGGAAGGCAUUCAAGUCUUAAAAAAUGAGCCUUAUGAAGAGGAUGGUGAGAAGGGACAAUAUACUCACAAGAUCUACCAUUUAAAGAGUAAAGUCCCUGGCUUUGUAAGGAUGAUUGCUCCAGAAGGCUCCCUGGUGUUCCACGAGAAAGCCUGGAAUGCGUAUCCCUACUGUAGAACAAUUGUGACAAAUGAAUACAUGAAAGAUGACUUCUUCAUAAAAAUUGAGACCUGGCAUAAACCAGAUUUGGGGACAACAGAGAAUGUGCACAAUUUAGAUCCCAACACAUGGAGGAGUGUUGAAGUUGUCCAUAUUGAUAUUGCAGAUAGAACUCAAGUAGAACCAGGAGACUACAAAGCUGAUGAAGAUCCUGCAUUAUUCCAGUCAGUUAAGACGAAGAGAGGACCUCUGGGGCCAAAUUGGAAGAAAGAGCUAGCAACUGAUGAGGAGUGUCCCAAAAUGUGUGCUUACAAGUUGGUGACCAUCAAAUUCAAGUGGUGGGGACUGCAGAACAAAGUUGAAAACUUUAUACAAAAGCAAGAAAAAAGGAUAUUUACCAACUUCCAUCGCCAGCUGUUCUGUUGGAUUGACAGGUGGAUUGAACUGACUAUGGAGGACAUUAGGAGAAUGGAGGAUGAAACCCAGAGGGAGCUGGAAGCGAUGCGUAAGAAGGGUUCCGUUCGAGGCACUUUGGCUGCGGACGUCUAGAGGAGUUCUCUGUAGGUUCUGAGGCAAAGCAAGCUGUCUGCGUAACCAAGGCCAAGUGAGAGGAACGAGCGCUGCCAAUGAUGAGUGACGACGGGCGGAUGCCGAUGCCGGAUCUCGGAUGUGUGUGUGGGUGCAUGACUCUGUAUAUAACUAUACACGCACAUGCAGACGGAAGGGGUGGUUACAGUGUCUCUGGGUGCUAUACCUGUCCUAGCAAAGAUUCCAAGGAAACUGCUUUCAUUAUGUAUACCCCAAGCAAAUAAAAAUCAACUGAGUAGUGUCAUUUAAAGGAUGAAUUUUGCUAACUGGUAUGUUCAUGAAUGUCAAUACUGGACCAAUUUCUGCCCUACUUGUUUGUUUUUUUUUUCUCCUGUCCGAGUCAUUCUGCUCUAACUCACCCAUCUCUCAUUGUAAAGAAACACUCUCAAACAAGUUAAUUUCAGUUUUAUGUCUUCCCUAUGUGAUGAGUUUUGGAAUAGGAACAAUGAAUGUAUUUAUAGCUAUUUAUUUCUGGAUUGUCAUUAUCCUAUAGUCAAAUCAGAAAAAAAUUUCUAUUAGUGGAAAUUGGAAGACUUUUACUGCUGAAUAAGUUUAACCCAAACGUUACCCACUCACUGAUUUAAAAGAAAAAAAAAAUCUUGUUUUAUUGGACUUUUGUACAUUGAAAUGCUAAUGGUUUUUCUUCAUUAAAAUUGGCAAGAUUAAGGAAAAA
Molecule: messenger RNA, 1595 nt
Organism: Lepidothrix coronata (blue-crowned manakin)
Lineage: Eukaryota; Metazoa; Chordata; Aves; Passeriformes; Pipridae
Gene: PITPNB
Product: phosphatidylinositol transfer protein beta
Exons: 12
Coding region: 68-883 (271 amino acids)
Biological process (GO): phospholipid transport
Cellular component (GO): cytoplasm
Molecular function (GO): phosphatidylcholine intramembrane carrier activity; phosphatidylcholine binding; phosphatidylinositol binding
Source: RefSeq, a predicted model, not a curated record